This is a messenger RNA of Cydia pomonella (codling moth), 4310 nucleotides long. RefSeq lists its product as uncharacterized. Gene Ontology annotation, biological process: DNA integration. The record is from RefSeq and is a predicted model, not a curated record. Bases 1770 to 3998 code for a protein of 742 amino acids. Gene Ontology annotation, molecular function: nucleic acid binding; zinc ion binding. The transcript has 2 exons. Lineage: Eukaryota; Metazoa; Arthropoda; Insecta; Lepidoptera; Tortricidae.
AGUAAUUGUUAUGUAUGUAUAUUGGUGGUGGGUAGGGUUAAGUUUACCCGCGCGCCCUCUGGCGCCGGCAUUUUUGUAACCGUAUCUUAGUCCGGUAAUAAACCUAUGUACUGACGCACGGUCUCCUAAUUUACGCUUCCAAGAACCCUUCCUAUCAGCCCUUAGGGCUUAUAUAUAGCAAUUGGCGACGGGAUUCUUCGAACUUCACGCGAGCAGUGUUGGCAGUGGCUCGGGAACGCGUUAGUUUUCGCAGUAGUGAAGAUUAAAAUAAUAGUGAGUGAGUAACGGCAAGAUGGCGGUGGGCAAAGUGGAGCCGUUUGAUAUUCACAAAGGCAGCUGGGAAGCGUACAAGGACCGAGUGGAACAAUAUUUUGUGGUGAACGAUGUCAAGGAAGACAGGAAAGUUCCAUUGUUGAUCACGCUAAUGGGGGCCGAAGCGUACGAGCUGCUAGUGACUUUGUGUACACCGGCGAAACCGUCGACAUUAAAAUACGACCAAAUUCAGCAACUGUUGGCAGAUCAUUUACAGCCUACGCCCAGUGUUUUGGCCGAAAGGUACAAGUUUCGCCAGCGUAAACAAACAAAAAGUGAAUCGGUAGCAGAUUACUUAGCAGAUUUGAAGAAAUUAAGUAGAUUUUGUGACUUCGGAACUUGGUUGGACGAAAGUGUAAGAGACCAGUUUGUGUGCGGUUUACAUAGUGAGAGCAUUCGUUUAAGGUUAUUCACGGAAAAGGACCUUAAAUUAAAAACGGCUACGGACUUAGCGGUUGCAAUGGAGGCGGCAGAAUUUAAUGCAGCGGAGGUAGCUCGUAAAAAUAAUCCGAGUGGCGAGCGAGAGACCGCAGGUUGCUAUGCUAUUAGCGAAGCAACGGGUGCGAGCGGUAUGUUAUGGGCUAGAGCGAGAGGCAACACACGGGCAGCGGCAAGCCGCGCCGAAGGCACGCGAGGCGGCGCGACGACAAGCGGGAGCGGGCGAGCAUGGCCGAGCGGCCCGAGCGGACAGCGUAGAUAUGGCGGCGCUGGAGUGACAUUGACAGCUGCUCCUCGAUCAAAAGAAGGUCACGGUCAACUUUGUUCCGUGUGUGGCCGGGAUCAUUCCAGUGAAUCGUGCAAAUUCAAAUUGUAUUCAUGUCGUGUGUGCAAUCAGGAGGGACACUUAAAGAAAAUGUGCCCGCGAUUGUCGCGUUCCGUGGGACACCAUUAUGUUAUUACGGAAACGGGAAACCAUGGAAACCAAUCGAUUCCCGAAGAUGAUUUAGAGUUCCAGAUUUAAAGACGUGUUCUCGGAGGGGCUGGGUCGGUACAAUGGCGGGCUGGUCACGCUGCGGGUGAGAGACGGCGCCAGGCCGGUAUACCUGCGCGCGCGGCCGCUGGCGUACGCCCUUCGUGAACCGGUGGAGCGGGAGCUCGAGCGACUGCAGCGUGAAGGUGUCAUUACACCAGUAGAAACAGCGGACUGGGCAACUCCGAUUGUUCCCGUGGUCAAGUCAGAUGGAUCUCUCCGGAUUUGUGGUGAUUACAAGAUAAGUUUGAACAAGUAUUUAGAAGUAGAUCGUUUCCCCUUGCCAAGAGUGGAGGAUUUGUUUGCCAAAUUACAUGGUGGUAAAAAGUUUAGUAAGAUUGACCUGUCACAGGCAUAUGCACAGCUAGUUCUGGAUGAUACCUCCAAGUAUACCGUCAUAAACACACACAAGGGGCUGUUUAAAUAUAAUCGUCUUAUAUAUGGCCUAUCCUCGAGCCCGGGAAUUUUUCAGAGGGUUUUGGAGCAAAUGUUUGUAGACAUACCUCGAGUUGGUGUGUUUUUAGAUGAUGUGGUAAUUACAGGAUUAGACGAUCAAGAACAUUUAAAGAAUUUAACUGCCGUUUUUGAACGACUACAAAAAUAUGGUUUAAAAAUAAAAAAAGAAAAAUGCUCUUUCAUGUCGGAAUCUAUUACAUACUUAGGUUAUGUGGUAAAUAGUGAAGGUAUUCAUACUUGCCCUAAGAAGAUAGAAGGAAUAUUGAAUGCAACUACGCCAAGCAAUGUAGCUGAGCUGAGAUCUUUUAUAGGCAUGACAAUGUACUAUGCUAAAUUUGUACAAAAUAUUAGUACAAUAAUGGCCCCAUUAUAUGCACUAUUAAGAAAGGAAAUGAAGUUUAAUUGGACAGCUGAGUGUGAUAAGGCCUUUAAUAAAAUAAAGCAAUUAUUGUCUUCCAGCAAGGUGUUGGUGCACUAUUCACCAGAGCUGCCGCUGAUUCUGACUACUGAUGCCAGCAGCCAUGGAGUGGCCGGCGUAAUAUCCCACACUAUGCCUGAUGGUACAGAGCGAGCUAUAGCAUAUGCUUCACGAGUUUUGAAUAAAGCAGAGCGAGCAUACUCACAGAUUGACAAAGAAGCGUUGGGAAUCAUAUACUCUGUAAAAAAAUUCCAUCAAUACCUGUAUGGUCGUCGGUUUAUUUUAAGAACAGAUCACAAACCAUUAGUGACUAUUUUUGGGGACAAAGCCGGUAUUCCAGUAAUGGCUGCUAGCCGCUUGCAAAGAUGGGCAGUGAUCCUAGGUGGCUAUCAAUAUGAUAUCGAAUACAUUCCUACAGCUAAGAAUGCAGCGGAUGCAUUGUCAAGAUUACCAUCAACUAGUCAGGAUGUCAAGGACUAUACAGAGGUAACAUAUAUAAACUUUGUGCAAGAUUUCCUGCCUAUAACGAGCCAAGAGGUGAGGAAGGAGACAGAAAAAGAUGAAACAUUAAGGAAAGUAAACCAAUUUUUAAGCAGGGGUUGGCCAAGUCAUUGUUCAGAAGAAGAAAUUAAACCAUAUUUUGCACGAAGACAAGAACUAUAUACUGAUUCAGGCUGCGUUAUGUGGGGGUACCGGAUGGUGAUACCCGCAGCACUGCGUCCUAGUAUUAUGAAGGAAUUACAUAGCAGCCACCAGGGUAUGGUGAAGAUGAAGGGCAUAGCCCGCAGUUUCGUUUGGUGGCCAGGUAUUGAUAAGGAAAUUGAACAAAUUUGCAAGCUUUGUGCAAUCUGUGCGGCAGACGCAGCAGCACCUACGAAGUCAGCACCUCAACCCUGGCCAUAUCAUGAGCAAGCAUGGAGUAGACUGCACAUGGACUUUUUAGGUCCCUUUGAAGGAAGAACGUUCUUUGUCAUUGUAGAUUCAACAACAAAAUGGAUUGAAGCUUUUGUGAUGCAGAGGACUACAGGGACCGCUGUGAUUAAGGUUUUAAUGGAGACAUUUGCUCGCUUCGGGUUGCCAAAGGAAGUGGUUUCAGACAAUGGGCCACCCUUUACGAGUCAGGAAGUGGAUCAAUUCAUGACCCGGAAUGGAAUUAAACACACUUACAGUGCACCAUAUCAUCCAGCUUCUAAUGGAGCCGCGGAAGGUGCUGUCAAGCUAUGCAAACGGGCUCUGCGGAAAGCCACCAAGGAAAAGGUAGACUUGGAUGUGGCAUUACAAACAUUUUUAUUUAACUACAGGAAUUGUCCACACAGUACAACAGGUGAGUCCCCAGCCACAAUGUUACAGAAACGAGCUCUUCGCUGUAGGCUAGACUUACUUCAACCAAGCGCCACAGUGGAUCAACGAGUCAGGCAAGCCCAAAACAAGCAGGUGGAAAGGACCACUAGCCAACCAGCACAUCAAAUGGAGCAAGGAGAUCCAGUAUGGUUGCAGGAAUACAGCGGUCCUGAUAAAUGGGUGGCGGGAACAAUAUCAGAGGUAAAAGGGAACCGCAACUACGUUGUGACAAGGGAAAACGGUACCACUAGUCAUAGGCACACGGAUCAACUAAAGAAAAGAUUCAAAUAUUGUGUACCGCCCGGAACCCAAUUUGGAAACGUGGAGUGUAUAGGUAAAGAGGUAACACAGCCGGUCGAGCUUCCGAUCCAAACCGCUCAGGACGCGCGCACGGCGUCCGCGCAGCCCGGCACCAGUACCGACUCGCCCGCCCAGGCCAGAACUUAUGAGAGUAAAAGAUUUAGGCGCCCACCCGUCAGAUUUGGCUUUGAGAUUGAUUAAGUUAUGUUAAACUUAUGUUUUCGUCAAUUGUUUUUAUAAUUAAGGCAAAUGUCCUAGUGCCUGACAGACGUUUUUUUUAUAAUUCUAGUGCAUUAUGGAUCACCUUGGUUAUCUUAAAAAGAUAACCUAAUGUCACGAGGUCAAGCCCUGGAACACUUGAGAUAAUUUAGAUGUUAAUCCGUACGGUUAUUUAAGAAAAGGGGUGUUAUGUAUGUAUAUUGGUGGUGGGUAGGGUUAAGUUUACCCGCGCGCCCUCUGGCGCCGGCAUUUUUGUAACCGUAUCUUAGUCCGGUAAUAAACCUAUGUACUGAC